AUGAGGUACCAAGUCCUGACCUGGGCAAUGUGGGGACUGCUCUUUGCCAGCAUCAGCGCAAUCAAGAUAGAGGAGAAGAUUCAAGAGAGCCUGCUGAGACAGCUGCACCUCACGGAGGCCCCUGUCCUGGAGAAGACAGAGGUGGACAACCUGGUCAUCCCAGACCAUGUGAGGACCAAAUACAUAUCUCUGAUGAAGCACACCUCUGAGGCACCUUUCUCCCGGGAAAAGAGGCACAGUCAGACCAUCGCAGAAAUCAUGGGCAGGUUCUUCUCUGAUGCCUUCAACCAGCUGCUGGUCUUCAGCAUGAAGGAUCGACUUCCCCCCACCAAGGAGCUUAUCCAGGCUGUACUGAGGCUCUUCAAGAAGCCAUCCCCACAAGGAGAGAUCAAGAGACAUCUUAAGAUGUUCCCCUUCAACUCCUAUGCCAGUGUGACCAUUUCCUGGGUGCAAAUCAGAGAGAAUAGCACCAACAGAACCUUUGUGAUUGAUUCCAGGCGAGUAUCCAUUUAUGAAACUGGAUGGAUAACCUUUGAUGUGACCCAAGCUGUGAAUUAUUGGCAGCAACAGAGAGAGCUGGCAAAGCCCCUGGUCCUAGAGGUGUCUAUCCACAGGGAGAAUAUAAGUCCAUUGUUCUCCAAUGCACACAAACUUGUCUACUUCUCCUCCCAGAAUCCUGCUGAUGGAAAGUUGCAUGCUCCCCAGCUGGAGCUCCAGACAUUGGACAUAAAGGAAUAUGGUGCCCAGGGCAACUGCAACCCUGAUAUCCCAGUGACAGGGGCCACCAGAUGCUGCCGCCGUGAGACAUAUAUUAACCUUCAGGGUCUGAAGUGGGCUGAGAACUGGAUCUUGGACCCACCUGGCUUCAAAACUUAUGACUGUGUGGGGAGCUGCCAGCAGCCAAAGAAGGAGCACCUGAACUUCAAGUGGCCCUUCUUGGCAGGAAGGAAAUGCAUGGCCACAGAUACUGCCUCACUACCUCUGAUUGUUGCUCAUAAGGAAGGAGACAAGACCUUGACCAAGGUAGUCAUCCUUCAUAACAUGAAAGUGACAAAAUGUAGCUGUACCACAGAAGGAAUGCCCGUCCUGAAGAGGCUGAAGCCAUAA
Messenger RNA from Gracilinanus agilis (Agile Gracile Mouse Opossum), 1107 nucleotides. RefSeq names its product left-right determination factor 2-like. The transcript is spliced from 4 exons. The record is from RefSeq and is a predicted model, not a curated record. Lineage: Eukaryota; Metazoa; Chordata; Mammalia; Didelphimorphia; Didelphidae. Gene Ontology annotation, biological process: BMP signaling pathway; SMAD protein signal transduction. Gene Ontology annotation, molecular function: growth factor activity; cytokine activity; transforming growth factor beta receptor binding. Gene Ontology annotation, cellular component: extracellular region. The coding region runs from base 1 to 1107 and encodes 368 amino acids.